AUGAUUCAAAAAAUAAAUAUUUUAUUAAUAAUAAAUAUUAUUAUUUUAAUUAAUAUUUCUAUAAAAUAUAUCUUAAAAUAGAAGUUUAACAUAACCAUUAUAAAUUUACUGUAUGAUAAUUCGAGUACAUUACCAGGUCUAAUUGACAAUACUGAUUUACUCUAAUAGAAAAAUUUAGUGAGGAAUGUGGAUUUUUAUGUGGUUAACGAGACAGUUUGGAAGUUCCUUCUUGAAGAAUAUAGUGGAGGUCCUGAAAUCUUAGAUGAAAAAAUUCCUCCAUCUCCUUCCUCUAAUGCUAGUUCUACAACUGACAGGGCAAAAUCAGUUGAAAUCAGCAUUGCUUCUUAUGUAUCCCAAUUAGAUAAAAAUCCUGAGAUUCCAAUCAAAGGGUUAAAGAAUGAAUUGUAUUAUUGUUACAUGCAUUCUUGUUUAUAAUGUAUGAUGUGUAUAAAAGAGCUUAACAAUUUAAUACUAAACAGCAUAAAUACAUAGCAUAUAUAAGAUAUGGCAUUUUGUACAAAUUAUUAAGAAUUUCUUAGGUAACUUAAAGAUACUUAAUAUGAUUAUAUAAAAAUUAAUUCUUUGCGUAAUAAUAUCAGCAAAAAAUUCAAUCCAAAACAUUAACAUGAUGCAUAAGAAUUUUUGUUGUUUUUAUUGUCUAUUUUGGAAGAUGAAAUAAAUAAUUUCAAUAAGAAGGAUGGAUAACAAUAGACUAAAUGA
Molecule: messenger RNA, 720 nt
Organism: Paramecium pentaurelia
Lineage: Eukaryota; Ciliophora; Oligohymenophorea; Peniculida; Parameciidae
Source: the annotation of a GenBank genome assembly